CUCUGCCUCCUGAGUAGUUGGGAUUACAGGCUUGCACCACUGAUGUCCGGCGGAAACAAUACAUUUCAAUUCCAGCACAGAUCAGCUGAGCAUUCUUAUUACCAGAGUUCCAAAGGUACUGACAGAAUCAAAGGUGGACACAAAGCGCACUCACACAUAGGCAAGUUGCAACAGUUACGGAAAACUCCUCAAAUUCAGACAAUCCAUAUUUCUAAAUCAACGAUGGAUGCAUCCUUUCUAAAGCAUUCAGAUCUCACCACAGGCCAGAAGCGUUAUCUGUGCAGCAUUGCUAAGAUCUAUAACUCAAACUAUCUGAGGAUGUUAAUGAAGAAGCAGUACAUGCACGUGAUUCAACGCAGCUCACAAAAGCCAGGUACCCUCAGUCAUCACAGGAGCCGCCUCAGCUCUCGCUCCUCACAGAAACAUUCACCCUGUACUACAUGGCGACACCAGGUGGAGAGAGAGGACUCUUCUAGCAUUGAGGCCAUAUCUACAUCUGAAAUGAUCAUACAGCAUUCUCUUUGGCGACCAGUGAGAAACAAAGAAGGGUUAAAAACUGGAUAUGUGUCUAAAACAAGAUGUAAAUCACUAAAGAUCUUUAGAAGACCAAGCAGACUGUUCAUGCAACCAGGUAAAUGUGGAAUUUAA
This is a messenger RNA of Castor canadensis (American beaver), 648 nucleotides long. The record is from RefSeq and is a predicted model, not a curated record. Lineage: Eukaryota; Metazoa; Chordata; Mammalia; Rodentia; Castoridae.